GAGUGAGCGAGCGAGCGAGCAGCAAGGAAUGGGGGAGUGGUGGGAGAGAGAGGACGCGAAAUAGAGUGAAAGGCUCCACACGGCAGAAUAUAAAUCUGUACGUUAACAGGGCUAAGGCUGGAGGUCUGCUGGUGCUGGUGGCGGUGGCCGUAAAGCAUCAAGAGCUUGUCGUCCCCAUUAACUGAGGAUCCGUGCAAAUGAGGAAGUGUAACCCGUGGAAGCCGUGAACGCCGGUCGAGAAGCACAGUGGUGGGCUGGCUGGAGGUCCCGACCCCCCCGUUUUGGCUUUUCGGGGAGAACAGAGAAGAGCAAAACAGACACAAGAGACAGAGGAAGGUGCCAGCGAGGGGACCAGUGAGCCAUUUCUCUCUUUAUUUUCACCAUUCACAAAAUUAUUGCAUCUCAUUAUCACAGCGAUGUAGAGGCAUUCUCUCCGAUUGGCGGAGGAAGGGUCCCAUUGACUGCUGAGGCUUAGCUCCUCUUUCCAAACGCUAGCCCUUUUCAUUGCAGUUCUUCCCCCGUACCUCGCCUCCGUCCACACGUCUGCUGCUGCUGCUGCUUUCCCAGUUCAUCUCCCUCUCUCUCUUCUUCUUUUUUUGUCCCCGUCUACACCACUCAGGAACCAGGAGGCAUUGCAUUUUGGUAGAAGUGGGUGUUUCUGGAGCUGUCAUUGUGUUUGGUGCCGCUACAAAGGACAGCUGAGCAGGGAGUGAGAGCCACAGCUUUGGCGAUAAUAAAAUAGCAGCCUGAGACAAAAGGGGGGAGAUGGGACCUCGGGAACAGCUGAUCACAACUGAAAGGUGAAUUGGGAUGAAGAGAAAACUGUCACAGAGACUGGCAACCUUUUUAAGAGACCACUUCGACUACUUGAGGAAAUAAAGAUUCAGUGUGCCUACCCAACAGUGCCGGUGGAUUUUCUGCUAUUGCUGUUGCUAAGCAAAGUCUCUAACCUGAAGUUCUUGUGGAGACAGUGCUAAGCAUCACUUUGCAGCCAUGAAAGGAAGCUCAGAGGAAAGCAUUGAAAGUACCAGGCCCUCCAAUCUGCAGGCUUUCGCUAAUAUAUCUACCUUACAUGGCAUGAGUCACAUAUUCGCCUAUGGGCACAUGACAUUCCGUCGAUUUCUUUGGGCUCUCUCCUUCUUGGGUUCACUAGCCUUAUUGAUGCUGGUCUGCAUGGAUCGAGUGUCUUAUUAUCUGGAGUAUCCUCAUGUCACCAAGCUAGACGAGGUGGCGGCUACAAACCUCACCUUCCCAGCAGUCACCUUUUGUAACCUCAACGAGUUCCGUUUCUCUAAAAUCACCAGGAACGACCUCUACCACGUGGGAGAGCUUCUGGCCCUUCUUAACAAAAACUACCAAAUAGCCAAUCCGCACUUGGCCGAGCCAGAGGUUCUGGCCGCCCUUAAGGAUAAGGCAAACUUCCAGAACUUCAAGUCCAAGCUGUUCGACAUGACUGAUUUCUAUAACCGCACAGGCCAUGACAUUAACGAUAUGCUCCUGCAGUGCACCUUUCGAGGACAGGACUGUAACCCAAUGAACUUCUCCACAAUCUACACGCGCUACGGGAAAUGCUACACCUUCAACUCCGGGCUGGACGGCAACCCUUUGCUGACCACGCUGAAAGGUGGAACGGGCAACGGCUUGGAGAUCAUGCUGGACAUUCAGCAGGAUGAAUACCUGCCCGUGUGGGGAGAGACAGAUGAGACGUCCUAUGAGGCUGGCAUAAAGGUGCAGCUUCACACUCAGUCAGAGCCUCCUUUCCUCCAUGAGCUGGGCUUCGGGGUCGCCCCCGGCUUCCAAACCUUUGUUUCCACCCAAGAGCAGAGGCUUCAGUACCUGCCUCCGCCUUGGGGAGAUUGCAAGUCUACCCCCAUAGACUCGGAGUUCUUCUCCACGUACAGCAUCACCGCCUGCCGCAUUGACUGCGAGACCCGGUACCUGCUGGAGAACUGCAACUGCAGAAUGGUCCACAUGCCUGGCAACUCAAAGGUUUGCACACCAGAGCAGUACAAAGAGUGCGCUGACCCCGCCUUAGACUUUUUGGUAGAGAAAGACAACGAUUACUGUGUGUGUCAGACCCCCUGCAACAUGACUCGCUAUGGCAAGGAGCUGUCCAUGGUUAAGAUCCCCAGUAAGGCAUCUGCUAAAUAUCUGGCUAAGAAAUUCAACAAAACUGAGCAAUAUAUUGGAGAAAACAUAUUGGUCCUGGACAUCUUCUUCGAAGCUCUGAAUUAUGAGAAGAUCGAGCAGAAGAAGGCCUAUGAGAUCGCAGGGCUCCUCGGUGACAUUGGAGGUCAGAUGGGGCUGUUUAUCGGAGCCAGUGUUUUAACGAUUUUGGAAAUAUUUGACUACCUAUACGAGGUCUUUAAAGAUAAAGUUCUGAGUUACUUCAUACGCAAGAAGCGUCCGCAGCGUUGUCAGAGCGACAAUCUGGAGUUUCCAGAGAACCCAACCAGCCCUGGUGUCACGCCUAAUCAUGCCCCCAGAGCACCUGUGACACCCUCCGGAGUCACUCGGACAGCCUCGGAUUCACGCCGAACAUGUUACCUCGUCACCCGACUCUAGGCAACUUCGAGGAGUUUGCUUGUUGACAGCAUAAAGCGGGGGCGGAGGGCCGGGUGACACACGCGGGGACUUGACAGCAAACUGUGAAAUAAUUCAUGUAUUUACCAGAAAAAAAGGAGCUGAGUGUGAAACUCAGAAACAUAUAGUUAGAGUUUAUCAAUGCCUGAAUAGAAAUAGAAUACUAUCAUCAGAAAAAGAGACCACUUUCAAAACAGAACUCAGGUUUAACUGCCAUGUCAAGGCAUCAGUGUUAGUUUCUCCAUGUUUCAUUUUGUGCAUUUGGUUUUCGGAUGAGUGUGUAGACUCGGGGAAAAGGGAUUCGGACCUGUGUUCGGGUGGUGCGUACCUCUGCUGUGCUACUUGUGCUUCAAAACAAAGAAACGACCACAAGAGGUGGUGUCGGCGGGCGCGUGUCGCGGUUUGAGUCUUCUGUCUGCAGCCGAGAACUGAGGGACCUUAUACCUGUUGCCAGCUAGAACAGAAGAACCUUUGGGAACUUUAACCAGCUGCUUAUACCUGAAUCAAAACACUGGACUGGUGUUCAUUGUUGCCUUUUGCUACUAUGAGGCUUUGAAACGUCUCAGUUAGAUGACUGUGCUUAUUCAACCUGAAAACGGAGGAGGAACUUGAUAAUUUGUAUAUAUGCAAGUUUUAUUCCACGUGGAUUCCAGGAAGCUGCUUACCGUAGAUGGAUGACCUCAACUGUGGUCACUUUUUACCUACAGACGGGGGCGAGAGGGUCUGUCGAUUGUAUCUUUCUAUCGCUGAGGUUUCGGUUGUCAUUGACGUUUCCCAUGUUGUGGGAUAGCACUGCUGCGCUGACUGUCUGAACCAAGGCAAGCGUUGAGCCCAAAGCUCACACGUCCAUCCAUCACAGAAAGAACCAGGAGCUUUGCAUCGGUUCAAUAACUCUGCAUUUUAAUCAUCCUACGCGAAGGUUUCCAUCAGCACAAUCUCCUGUGAUAGUAGUCUAUUCUCUAUUGAACAUAGUAGAGAGGCCUGACAUUCCUAAACUUGAAAGUAAUUUGUAAAUAUCCACAAUCAGAUGCCAUGAUGAAAUUCUAUACCGCUCAUUGACACAUUUGUCAACUAUAUAACUAUAAAUAUACACAGAUGAUAAAAGUGUUCCUCCGUGUGUUCUUCGGACUUUGUCUGUAGGCGAACCGUCAGUGUCUUUAAGUUAACUACAAGGCGACAGCUGGACUUAGACACAGAGAAUGGCCUCAAAAUGCGCCUCAGCCUCAUUCAGCUCAGUUGAUUUAUAACACAAAUGCAUUGUAAGAUUUUCCAUUGUAUCCUAUUAUUCUAAUUAUUAUUAUUCCAGAAUAUGUAACAAGUCACAAAUAACAGUUUGUGAUGUAUAAAUGAUCAAGUAUAAUAAACUCUAUUAACCAUCGUACUCACGUACACAACUUUCCUUCUUAUCUCCGUGUCAGUCUACUUCCUCUUGUUAAUUACUGUGUUAUGUAAAUCCUUGACACUCCAGUUAUGGACCUGUGGGUAAACUUACAUAUCCUUCACUAUGAAUACUUAGCUAAAAAUACAAAAGCUGUUUUUUAAAUGUGAAACUUUCAAGUAUAUUGCCAAUCGAGUAAGUGGUGUUCAUGACACUGUAGCUUUAUUACUCUGUUGUGUGUAUUAUUAAUUAGAUGACUGUUGAUGUGAAGCACAAACCUUUUGGAGAUCAGCCAUCGCUCGAAAGCCAAUGACGGCCGAAAACAAAAAAAAAAACCCUUCUCACACUGUUACACGUGGUGCGUUCACUGUUCCAGCGUUACCGGGAAGAAGCGUGUAUUCCCUAACAGGAGCCGACCACCAUGUGCAGAGACUUUGUCCAAACGGAAGUUUUACCUUUCAGGAAGAACAUCGAUGAAGCAGUGACGUUGAGUCGUGAGCAAUAAAUGCAUGGAAUCAGAAAACCCUGACACACACACACAAAUGGUUUGCUUUUGGAGUCCCAUUUUCAAUUCACGACACGCAGCGGCUGGAAUCGACGUAGACUGAAGAGCUGCAACGCAGCUGUGUGACGAAACGCUCGCAUUGAAGCCAUCAUCUGCCACACGACGCCGAUGCCAAGUCACGUUACACAAUGAUGCUGCUCUGAAGAUGCUGCAUUGACUCGUGUCACGUUGUUGGGCCACAAAGCGUGGAAGUGACUGCACACUGUGGAGAGGAUUUGUGAAUAUGUCCCGGGUGUUUACCUCCGUCCCCACCCCUGCCUUACUACCAGUCAGAACAGCAGAGUGUAUGUGAACUGGCAGAAACCAUAACACUGAACUGGUCAUCAGCCACACUGCGAUUUCCAUUUACUGCAUAGGAAACCGUGCUCUAUAUCUGUCAGCCCACUAUUUUAUUCUUGCAGGUAAUAUUUUCCAGUACAGCACCAUGUUCUCCCUGCAUGACCACUGUGUAUUAUGACGAUCUCUGGUCUCCUCAUGUAAUAUUAACCACGCUAUUCACUCCUUGGUGUCCAAAAUGUAUUUCUGGAGCCAGAUGAAUCAAAGUAGUGUUCUCUACAUAUUGUGUCUUCACACGACUUUCUCCUUCACCAGGUUUGAGAAGGUGCAGUACUCAGAAUUAACAUAUCAUUUUGAUGUGGGAAUAGCUGGAAUCUCCUUUAUUAUUAUUAUUACUGCAUAACAAAAAUGUGUCCGGUUCUGAAAUACCUGUAUCAAAAUUCCCAUGCACACAUCUGGGAAACUGGACUUGCUUCAUCUGGCUCUACAGGCUUAAUGUGCAUUUUACUGUAGAUAUGUGAUUUUACCUCUGAACUGUACAUUAAAUAGUUAAUACACACUUAA
Betta splendens (Siamese fighting fish) is the source of this 5366-nucleotide messenger RNA. It is a transcript of the gene asic1c, whose product is annotated as acid-sensing (proton-gated) ion channel 1c. The record is from RefSeq and is a predicted model, not a curated record. Gene Ontology annotation, cellular component: membrane. The transcript is spliced from 11 exons. Lineage: Eukaryota; Metazoa; Chordata; Actinopteri; Anabantiformes; Osphronemidae. Gene Ontology annotation, biological process: sodium ion transmembrane transport. The coding region runs from base 994 to 2565 and encodes 523 amino acids.